AGUUAUUGUGAUUGCCAUCUUAUUUUUUCUAUUUUUUUUUAUCUGUGCCCAGGUAUCAUCAGGCUCCCCAAAGCCCCAAAAACUCCCGUAAAGAGCAAGGUGGUGCCUCGACAGUCACUAGCGGCUAUAGUGAAGGAUUUAGCUAUCUCGGCUCCACUGAAACUGAAGGCUUCCAGGGGACCUCCAACACCCAUCAACAGGAACCAGGCCAGCCAGCCCAGAGUGGGACAAAGCUUGCUGGGCAAGAGGGGGUUUGACAGCGCUUCAGGUACACCAUACCCAGCCAAUGGCAGGCCGUAUACUUCAGGUAUGAGGACCACUUCUCAGUCGGUCAUCAAACGGCAGAAGGUGAGCCAGGGCGAGGCUCCCAACCCCGUGGUGUUUGUGGCUACGAAAGACACCAGGUAUGUUUGUCCUCAGGCCUGUACCUGUCGGUUUCACAUCUUUUGUAAUUUUCAAAAUUUUUUGUUGUCAUGCCCAGGGG
Messenger RNA from Cynoglossus semilaevis (tongue sole), 484 nucleotides. RefSeq names its product metastasis-associated protein MTA2-like. The annotation marks the transcript as partial. The transcript is spliced from 3 exons. The record is from RefSeq and is a predicted model, not a curated record. Lineage: Eukaryota; Metazoa; Chordata; Actinopteri; Pleuronectiformes; Cynoglossidae.